Capra hircus (goat) is the source of this 5321-nucleotide messenger RNA. RefSeq names its product mitogen-activated protein kinase kinase kinase 4 (gene MAP3K4). The transcript has 27 exons. The coding region runs from base 16 to 4788 and encodes 1590 amino acids. Gene Ontology annotation, biological process: MAPK cascade; protein phosphorylation. The record is from RefSeq and is a predicted model, not a curated record. NCBI's taxonomy places the organism in Eukaryota, Metazoa, Chordata, Mammalia, Artiodactyla, Bovidae. Gene Ontology annotation, molecular function: protein kinase activity; ATP binding.
AUAGGAAAACUGGAGAUGCUGGCCAAGUCGGCAGCUGCCUGCAUUCCGGCAAAGUCACGGGGCGGCGGCGGCGGCGGCGGCCUCGCGGCCAGUGCCCGCGCGGCGGGAGCCGGGACCCGCCCGGGGGAAGGAUGCGCGGAGCCAAGGCAAGAGUGCGCAUUGGGAGACUCAGCUUGCAAGAUUUCCGAAUCUGAUCCUGAGGACUAUUCAGAUGAAGCCAACACAGAGAACCUUUAUGGCACCUCUCCUCCCAGCACGCCUCGGCAGAUGAAACGCAUGUCCUCCAAGCACCAGAGGAACAGUGUCGGGAGGCCCGCUGGCCGCGCGAAUCUGAAAGAAAAAAUGAAUGUAUCAAACCAACCUCCACACAAAGACACUGGGAAAACUGUGGAGAACGUGGAAGAAUACAGCUAUAAGCAGGAGAAAAAGAUCCGAGCGGCUCUCAGGUCCACAGAGCGGGAUCAUAAGAAGAACGUGCAGUGCUCCUUCAUGCUGGACUCAGUGGGGAGCUCUCUGCCCAAAAAGUCCAUCCCGGAUGUGGAUCUCAAUAAGCCUUACCUCAGUCUCGGCUGCAGCAAUGCUAAGCUUCCGGUCUCUGUGCCCAUGCCGAUAGCCAGAACCGCCCGCCAGACUUCCAGGACUGACUGUCCAGCAGAUCGCUUAAAAUUUUUUGAAACUCUCCGACUUCUGCUAAAGCUUACCUCAGUCUCAAAGAAGAAGGACAGGGAGCAAAGAGGGCAGGAAAGCACGUCCGCGUUCUGGUUUAACCGAUCUAACGAACUGAUCUGGUUAGAGCUGCAAGCCUGGCACGCCGGCCGGACCAUUAACGACCAGGACCUCUUUUUAUACACAGCCCGCCAGGCCAUCCCAGACAUUAUCAACGAAAUCCUUACCUUCAAAGUUAACUAUGGGAGCUUCGCCUUUGUUAGAAACGGAGCUAGUCUUAACGGUACUUCAGUAGAAGGGCAGUUCAGAGCCCCUCCCGGGACGCAGCCUGCGGGUUACUCAACCUAUCACGAACACCUCCAACGCCAGAGGGUGUCCUUUGAGCAGGUCAAACGGAUAAUGGAGCUGCUGGAGUACAUAGAGGCACUUUAUCCAUCGCUGCAGGCUCUUCAAAAGGAUUAUGAGAAGUACGCUGCAAAGGACUUCCAGGACAGGGUGCAGGCGCUCUGUUUGUGGUUAAACAUCACAAAAGACUUAAAUCAGAAAUUAAGGAUUAUGGGCACCGUGUUGGGCAUCAAGAACUUAUCAGACAUUGGCUGGCCGGUGUUUGAAAUCCCCUCCCCACGAUCGUCCAGGGGCAACGAGCCCGAGGAUGAGGCCGAGGACACAGAAGGAGAACUGAAGGAGCUGGACAGCAGCACAGAGGAGAGUGAGGAAGAGCAGAGCUGCGGCCCGCGGGCACUGGAGCCCAGGCCGCCCGCCGACCGCAGCAUCCACAUCCAGUCGCCCCCGGAUUGCGUCCCGAAGAAGCUUGAGAGGCUGGAGUCCGAGGACGAGUCUGUCGGCUGGGGAGCCCCAGACUGCAGCACCGAGGCAGGCUUUAGUAGACACUGUCUGACUUCUAUUUAUAGACCCUUUGUAGACAAAGCACUGAAGCAAAUGGGGUUAAGGAAGUUGAUUUUAAGGCUUCACAAGCUGAUGGACGGUUCCUUGCAGCGGGCACGUAUAGCACUAGUAAAGAGCGACGGUCCAGUGGAGUUUUCUGAGUUCCCAGACCCCAUGUGGGGUUCAGACUAUGUCCAGCUGUCCAGGACGCCGCCUUCCUCGGAGCAGAAGUGCAGCACCGUGUCCUGGGAGGAGCUGAGGGCCAUGGAUCUACCCUCCUUCGAGCCUGCCUUCCUAGUCCUCUGCCGAGUCCUUCUGAACGUCAUUCACGAAUGUCUCAAGUUAAGGCUGGAGCAGAGGCCUGCUGGAGAGCCAUCCCUCUUGAGUAUUAAGCAGCUGGUGAGAGAGUGUAAGGAGGUGCUGAAGGGCGGCCUCCUGAUGAAGCAGUACUACCAGUUCAUGCUGCACAAGGUCCUAGACCACCCGGAGAAGACCGACUGCAACAUCGACGCCUUCGAGGAGGACCUGCACAAAAUGCUGAUGGUAUAUUUUGAUUACAUGAGAAGCUGGAUCCAAAUGCUACAGCAGUUACCUCAAGCAUCUCAUAGUUUAAAAAAUCUGCUAGAAGAAGAAUGGAAUUUCACCAAAGAAAUAACCCAUUACAUCCGGGGAGGAGAAGCACAGGCUGGAAAACUUUUCUGUGACAUUGCAGGAAUGCUGCUGAAAUCGACAGGAAGUUUUCUAGAAGCUGGCUUACAGGAGAGCUGUACAGAAUUCUGGAACAGUGCCGACGACAGCAGUGCUUCAGAUGAAAUAAGGAGGUCGGUUAUAGAGGUCAGCCGAGCACUGAAGGAGCUCUUCCACGAGGCCAGGGAACGAGCCUCCAAGGCGCUGGGGUUUGCCAAGAUGCUGAGAAAGGACCUGGAAAUAGCUGCAGAGUUCAUACUUUCAGCCCCAGUUAGAGACCUUCUGGACGUUCUGAAAGCAAAGCAGUACGUUAAGGUACAAAUUCCUGGCUUAGAAAACUUGCAGGUGUUUGUUCCAGACGCUCUUGCUGAGGAGAAGAGCAUUAUUUUGCAGUUACUCAAUGCAGCUGCAGGGAAGGACUGCUCCAAAGACUCAGACGAGGCACUAAUUGACGACUAUCUACUCUUGACCAAAUGUGACCGCACUCCAGACUCCGAGGAUGGCUGGGCCGCCUGGGAGGCGCAGCCUGUUAAGAUCGUGCCUGCGGUGGAGACGGUUGACACCCUGAGAAGCAUGCAGGUGGACAAUCUUUUACUAGUUGUCAUGCACUCUGCGCAGCUCAUAAUCCAUAGAAAAGCUUUCCAGCAGUCCAUCGAAGGACUCAUGACGCUACGCCAGGAGCAGACUUCCAGUCAGCCCGUCAUCGCCAGAGCUUUGCAGCAGCUGAAGAAUGAUGCCUUAGAGCUCUGCAACAGAAUAAGUGACGCCAUUGACCGAGUGGACCACAUGUUCACUUCAGAAUUCGAUGCUGAAGUUGAUGAAUCUGAGUCUGCUACACUGCAGCAGUAUUACCGAGAAGCCAUGAUCCAAGGGUACAAUUUCGGGUUCGAGUAUCAUAAAGAAGUUGUUCGUUUGAUGUCUGGCGAGUUUAAACAGAAGAUAGGAGACAAGUAUAUAAGCUUUGCCCGGAAAUGGAUGAAUUACGUGCUGACUAAGUGCGAGAGCGGCAGAGGGACAAGACCCAGGUGGGCAACUCAAGGUUUCGACUUCCUGCAAGCCAUUGAGCCUUCGUUCAUCUCUGCUCUGCCAGAAGACGACUUCCUGAGUUUGCAAGCCCUUAUGAAUGAGUGCAUCGGCCAUGUGAUAGGAAAGCCGCACAGCCCUAUUACAGCCAUUCAUCGGAACAGCCCCCGUCCCGUGAAGGUACCUCGAUGCCAUAGCGACCCUCCUAACCCACAUCUGAUUAUCCCAACUCCAGAGGGAUUCAGCGCCCGGAGCGUGCCCGCGGACGUGCGGAGCCUCGGCAGCCCCGCGCCCGCGCCCGCCGCCGCUCGUCCUGGCCCCUCGGGCAGCGACCCGGCACCGCCCAAGCCCAUCAGCGGUGCCCAUGAGACCAGGGGUUCCAGCGUCCCUGAAAAUGACCGCCUGGCUUCCAUCGCAGCUGAAUUGCAGUUCAGGUCGCUGAGCCGCCACUCCAGCCCCACCGAGGAGCGCGAGGAACCAGCAUAUCCAAAAGGUGAUUCAAGUGGGUCAACUCGAAGAAGUUGGGAACUUCGGACGCUUAUCAGUCAGACCAAGGAUACUGCUUCUAAGCAAGGACCCAUAGAAGCCAUUCAGAAGUCCGUCCGACUGUUUGAAGAGAAGCGGUAUCGAGAAAUGAGGAGAAAAAACAUCAUUGGCCAAGUCUGUGACACCCCCAAGUCUUACGACAAUGUCAUGCACGUUGGCUUGAGGAAGGUGACCUUUAAGUGGCAAAGAGGAAACAAAAUCGGGGAAGGGCAGUACGGGAAGGUGUACACCUGCAUCAACGUCGACACCGGCGAGCUGAUGGCCAUGAAGGAGAUUCGGUUUCAACCCAACGACCAUAAAACCAUCAAGGAAACUGCAGACGAGCUGAAAAUCUUUGAAGGCAUCAAGCACCCCAAUCUGGUUCGGUAUUUUGGUGUGGAGCUCCAUAGAGAGGAGAUGUACAUCUUCAUGGAGUACUGUGACGAGGGCACCUUGGAAGAGGUGUCGCGGCUGGGACUCCAGGAGCACGUCAUCAGGCUGUAUACGAAGCAGAUCACCGUGGCCAUCAACGUCCUCCACGAGCACGGCAUAGUUCACCGUGACAUUAAAGGUGCCAACAUCUUCCUGACCUCGUCUGGACUAAUCAAGCUGGGGGAUUUUGGAUGCUCAGUGAAGCUUAAGAACAAUGCGCAGACCAUGCCUGGUGAAGUGAACAGCACGCUGGGGACAGCAGCGUACAUGGCUCCGGAAGUCAUCACUCGCGCCAAAGGAGAAGGCCACGGGCGGGCGGCUGACAUCUGGAGCCUGGGGUGUGUUGUCAUAGAGAUGGUGACUGGCAAGAGACCUUGGCAUGAGUAUGAACACAACUUUCAGAUUAUGUACAAAGUGGGGAUGGGGCACAAGCCGCCGAUCCCUGAACGAUUAAGCCCCGAAGGGAAGGACUUCCUUUCUCACUGCCUGGAGAGCGAGCCCAGGAUGCGGUGGACAGCCAGCCAGCUCCUCGACCAUUCCUUCGUCAAGGUCUGCACGGAUGAAGAGUGAAGCUGACGGGCCUGGGGCCUGGCAGAGUGCCUGUACUCGGAGAGUCCCCUCGAUCACUACUGUAUGCAGCGUCUCCACGAAGACCGCGCCGAGAAGCGGCGUCGCCCUCGCUGACCCUCCGAGACGGCCGGCCGCCUGGUGACGAGCGUCUGCCUCCUGCUGCUCCCAUCUGCGCCCGGUGGCCCAGGGCCCCCUGAGAGCUGGCGUCCGCGAGGUGGAGAAGCUGCGUGCCAAGUGCCAUUACUACUGUACAUGGACCCCCGCCUCCGUGCCCGCCGUAUCCCGGCCGACAGAGUACCGUGGCAUCAGGGUAACACCGUCGACCUCUCUAGGUCCAGAAUCAGUUGUAGUGUUAUCAGGCGCCCCGGGCCUUGCUGUUAAUCUCCUGUUUUGUCGAGUGCACUGACUGUGAAACCUUACCUUUUUUGUUGUUGUUGGCAAGCCACAGAUUUGUUCUGCAAAAGGCCGAUUAAUGAAAUUUUAAGAAAAAAGGUUCUUUUUUCAAUAAAUGGUUUAUUUUAGGAAAGCUGUUA